CAAAGUUUUCAUACGUGUUUCAGGUGUUGGUGCAGGUGGUUGUGUAAUUUUUAGUGCUUUGUUUGAUUUAUAAAAGCCGGGAUACUUCGAACAGGAUAAAUCAUGGAUGAAACGGUGUGGGCUCGUGACCAUACUGAAGGAUUCGUUCUCGGCAGGAUAAGGGAACUCCUCGAUGAUGAGGUGGAGGUGGUUCCGUUGGACCAUAAGUAUCCUAAGAGAGUGCUACCCUUCAGUGACAUCUUCAGAGCCAACGUAGAAAAGGACAGGGACUACGAUGAUAACUGUGAAAUGAUGUUUUUGAAUGAGGCGUCGCUACUGCAUAACAUUCGCGUGAGAUACUAUAAAAACAAGAUAUAUUCAUAUGUAGCCAAUAUCCUAAUCGCCGUCAACCCUUACAAGGAAAUUCCAGCUUUGUACUCCUCAGACACGAUAAAGAACUACAGGGGUAGAUCCUUGGGAGAAAAACCCCCGCACGUGUUUGCUAUCGCCGACAAAGCCUACCGCGACAUGCGCGUCUUAAAACAGUCCCAGUCUAUCAUAGUUAGCGGUGAAUCGGGGGCGGGCAAGACGGAAUCCACCAAACAUCUGUUGAAAUACCUCUGUGAUAGUUGGGGUGCCGAGGCCGGUACUCUCGAGCAAAAGAUAUUGGACGCAAAUCCGGUGCUCGAGGCGUUCGGUAACGCCAAGACCACCAGGAACAACAACAGUUCCAGGUUUGGGAAGUUCAUAGAGGUGCAUUUCGAUAAGACUUUUAAGGUUGCCGGCGGGCACAUUUCACACUAUUUGCUGGAGAAGAGCAGGAUAUGUUCGCCCCAAGGAGACGAGAGGAGCUACCACAUUUUCUAUAUGCUGAUGGCUGGAGCCCCAGAGGGCUUGAGGCAGUCGCUGGGGUUGACUAAACCAGACGAUUACAAUUAUUUAAAGUCAGCCUGCACCAGAUAUUUCACCACAUCGGCCAGCGAAAGGAAACUUGGCUCAGGCCAAAAAAGUGCUGACCACAACAGUAAAGGACCCCUCAAAGACAUCCUCCUAGAUGACAUGGGAGAUUUUACAGAACUAGACAAAGCCCUGUCUCGCUUGGGAAUGUCGGACGGCGAAAGACUGCAGAUCUACACAACUGUCGCCGCGGUUCUCCAUCUCGGUAACAUUGAAUUCGAAGAUAACCCAGAGGACACGAGAGGAGGCUGUAGAGUGGCAGCUAGCAAAGAGAAAUCCUUGAUAAUGUCAUCUAAACUUCUCGAGAUUGACCCCACCGAACUGAGGCAAGCUCUGGUUGCUAGAGUCAUGCAAAGCAGUCGGGGGGGUCUGAAAGGAACUGUGAUUAUGGUGCCCCUUAAGAUAUAUGAAGCUAAUAAUGCCCGUGAUGCCCUUGCCAAAGCUAUUUAUAGCAACCUUUUCGAUUAUAUUGUGAACCGAAUCAACCAAAGCAUUCCGUUUCAAUCUUCUAGUUACUAUAUCGGUGUGCUGGAUAUCGCUGGAUUUGAGUUCUUCACCGUUAAUAGUUUUGAACAGUUCUGCAUUAAUUACUGCAACGAAAAACUGCAACAGUUCUUCAAUGAAAGAAUAUUAAAGCAUGAACAGGAAUUGUAUAAAAGAGAAGGUCUGAAUGUACCUGAAAUUACCUACAUAGACAAUCAAGACUGUAUUGAUGUGAUUGAAACUAAAAACAAGGGCAUCUUGACCCUUUUGGAUGAGGAAUCCAAGCUCCCAAAGCCGUCCUACACUCACUUCACAGAAGAAGUUCACAAGGCCUGGCCUAAGGAGUACAGGUUGGGCCUGCCAAGGUCUUCCAAACUCAAGGCACAUCGUAGUCUUAGAGAUGACGAAGGAUUUCUGGUCAGGCACUUUGCUGGAGCUGUUUGUUACCAAACUAAAUAUUUUAUUGACAAAAACAAUGAUGCCCUCCAUGCCUCCUUAGAAGGCAUCAUUCAAGACAGCAAGAACAAGUUGAUCCAGACAUUGUUCUCAACGUCAAUGGCACAAAAGGGUAAACUGACCUUCAUCAGUGUCGGCAAUAAAUUUAAGACGCAGUUAGGAGAACUUAUGGAAAAAUUGAGAAGCAACGGUACUAAUUUCAUUCGUUGUGUGAAACCAAACAACAAAAUGAUUGACCAGCAAUUUGACGGCGGCUUAAGCUUGAUGCAGCUCAAGUGUUCCGGUAUGACGACCGUUCUGGAGCUUAUGGAACACGGUUUCCCGAGCAGAACGCCGUUUGCCGACUUACAUGCCAUGUACAAAGACUAUCUUCCUAACGAACUGAAAGUUCUUUCAGCCAAAACAUUCUGUCAGGCGAUGUUCCACAGCUUGAAGCUUCAAGACAGGGAUUUUAAGUUUGGAGUGACGAGAGUGUUCUUCAGACCGGGAAAGUUCGCGGAAUUUGAUAAAAUCAUGAAAUCGGACCCGGAGAAUUUGAAAUCCAUAGUGGCUAACGUCAAGAAGUGGUUGAUAAAAUCCAGAUGGAUGAAAGCACAAUUCUGCGCACUUACCGUUAUAAAAAUGAAAAACAAUAUCGCAUUCCGCAAAAAGGCUCUUCUCAUCGUUCAGAAAACCGUCAGGGGCUACCUGGUGAGGAAGCAACACGGGCCCAGAAUAAAGGCUCUGAGAAAUAUCCACGCAUUAAGCGGGAACCUGCAGAAGGUCGAAGCCAGCGCUGCUCAGCUGAAAAAAGAUAAAGAUAGCAUCACUAACCAAAUAAAUCAGCUGAAAACUCAGUUCGGCUCUGCCAUCGACCGAAUUAAGAGUGACGACAAAAUUAAUCCAAAGGCCGCCCAAGCUUUGUAUACCGACUUGGUAGCAAAAGUAAAUCUACAGAUGGCGGCACUGCAGAAGAAACUACAGGAACAAAAGAACGCAGAAGAGCAGGAAAGGUUGAGGAAGAUACAAGAGGAGCUGGAGAGGCAAAAGAGGUUAAAGGAAGAAGAAGAACGUAAGCAACGAGAGGAGGAGGAGAACAGGAGGAAGAAGGCAGAGAUCGAGGCCAGGAGGAAACUCGAGGAAGAGGAAAGGAAGAAACAGGAAGAGGCCGACAGGAAAUUGGCCCUUGAACUGCAGCAACAACAGGAAAAAUUGGCACAAGAAGAGAGGCGCUACCAGGAGCAGCUUGAACAGGAACGGCAGGACCGUGAGUUGGCGUUGCGGCUAGCCCAGGAAAGUAACGGCCAACUUGAAGAGAGCCCACCCAUGAUCCGCAACGGGGGAGUAGAGCCGGCCAGACAGUCCUUCAAACUCAACAGAUCCGAAGCGGUGAAGAACCAACAAGCCAACCUUGCCAAGAGUAAAUACGACCUUUCCAAAUGGAAAUAUUCGGAGCUGCGCGACACGAUCAACACGUCUUGCGACAUUGAGCUGCUGGAGGCUUGCCGUCAUGAAUUCCAUCGCCGUCUCAAGGUGUACCAUGCCUGGAAGGCAAAGAACCGCAAGCGCACCACCAUGGACGAGAACGAACGUGCCCCGCGUUCUGUGAUGGAGUCUGCAGCGAAGACUCCUCGGCUGCCUCAAAAAGCCAUCUUGGAUAAUAAUACCCAACGCUACUUCCGUAUUCCGUUCCAGAGGCCCGGCGGUGAUCAGAGCAAGAGGGGAUGGUGGUACGCUCAUUUUGACGGGCAGUAUGUCGCUAGGCAGAUGGAGCUGCAUCCUGACAAGGCCCCCAUUCUUCUAGUGGCAGGAAAAGACGACAUGCAGAUGUGCGAACUGUCCCUGGAAGAAACCGGUUUGACAAGGAAACGAGGUGCUGAAAUAUUGGAAAAUGAGUUCAACAAAGAAUGGGAGAAAAAUGGUGGAACGACCUACGUUCGACCAGCCGAUAGGAAAUAAUAAAAAUUUGGAUUCACAUAUAAUUAAGCUACAUUCCUUUUCUCUUCAAGACUUCAAGGGGCUUUUAUUUUAAAUGUUGCAAUUAUUAGCUUUACAGUAUUAUAUAAUAAAGUUAUGUAAUGUAAUUCCAUGAGAAAAGUAAAUUUAUAAAUAAAUUAUUUAUCAGUUUC
This is a messenger RNA of Anoplophora glabripennis (Asian longhorned beetle), 3983 nucleotides long. It is a transcript of the gene jar, whose product is annotated as myosin heavy chain 95F. Gene Ontology annotation, biological process: endocytosis; vesicle transport along actin filament; actin filament organization. NCBI's taxonomy places the organism in Eukaryota, Metazoa, Arthropoda, Insecta, Coleoptera, Cerambycidae. The transcript has 16 exons. Bases 103 to 3813 code for a protein of 1236 amino acids. Gene Ontology annotation, cellular component: myosin complex; endocytic vesicle; actin cytoskeleton. The record is from RefSeq and is a predicted model, not a curated record. Gene Ontology annotation, molecular function: microfilament motor activity; actin filament binding; ATP binding.